Knipowitschia caucasica is the source of this 372-nucleotide messenger RNA. The record is from the annotation of a GenBank genome assembly. NCBI's taxonomy places the organism in Eukaryota, Metazoa, Chordata, Actinopteri, Gobiiformes, Gobiidae.
AUGGAGACAGAGGACCAUCAGAGGCAUUAUGAGAGAACGGGGCUUGGGAACGGCACCAUCAGAGGCAUUAGGAGAGGACCAUGGAGACAGAGGACCAUGGAGACAGAGGACCAUGAAGACAGAGGACCAUGGAGACAGAGGACCAUCAGAGGCAUUAGGAGAGAACGGGGCUUGGGAACGGCACCAUCAGAGGCAUUAGGAGAGGACCAUGGAGACAGAGGACCAUGGAGACAGAGGACCAUCAGAGGCAUUAUGAGAGAACGGGGCUUGGGAACGGCACCAUCAGAGGCAUUAGGAGAGGACCAUGGAGAGAGAGGACCAUGGAGACAGAGGACCAUGAAGACAGAGGACCAUGAAGACAGAGGACCAUGA